Messenger RNA from Trichoderma virens Gv29-8, 1425 nucleotides. RefSeq lists its product as uncharacterized. The record is from RefSeq and is a predicted model, not a curated record. NCBI's taxonomy places the organism in Eukaryota, Fungi, Ascomycota, Sordariomycetes, Hypocreales, Hypocreaceae. The transcript is spliced from 3 exons. Bases 1 to 1425 code for a protein of 474 amino acids. Gene Ontology annotation, molecular function: N-acetyltransferase activity.
AUGCUGAAUUCAUUUUCCAGACUCACGACUAGAAUGACGAAUAUUGAGCAGCUAAAAAGCCUAAGGGCAUUAGGCAAACUUGAGCAAGUGUCCGCAUCUUGCCAUCACUUGGGAUUUUUCAACAAUGUCGGUCUCUCGGCCCACUACAAACUUCCGACGGCAUCGUCCGUAGCUGUCUCCGACAUACCUAAUCUCGUCUACACUGCAGCUGCAGCUGUGAUUAGCAAGCACCGUAUACUAUUUGCCGUACCUGUCGAUGAAGCCACUCCCAAUGCCUACUUUGCCUCGCUUCCUUCAAUCGAUAUCAAUCGAAGCGUCAAGUUCAUAACACGAUCAAAACCUUUGAAUAGCCUUGAUGAAGGUGAAGACAAAGAACUUGAUGCGAUACUUGAAGAUCAGCACAACACCGACUUCAAAGCCGACUAUGGCUCUUUGCCAUUCUGGCGCCUGAUUAUUCUAAGAAACUCUAAGAUAGAUGUAGAUUUCACCGCCAUAUUCAUCUAUCAUCAUGCUAUUGGUGAUGGGGUCUCUGGCUUGGUGUUCCACAGGGCGUUCUACAACGAGCUAGAGGCUCUUUCUUCGUCUUCAUCUUCUGGUUUCCAAAGUGGAAAAGGGGUCGUAUUUCAUGAAAAUACUCAAGUGCUUCCGGCCCUCGAGGAAUUGCAUCCUCUUCCGAUUAAUCCCAAACCCCCCAUCCACUCCUCGGCAAAUUCUAAUGAGUGGACGGGCAGCUCUAUCCGCUACCCUUGCAAGUCUCGCUGGAUGUCUCUUCAUCUACCGUCGAGCACUUCCAAAUUAUUCUUUGGCAAAUGCAGGGAAAACGAGGUGUCUGUAGCAUCUGUCAUAUCAUCUAUCAUCGCUACAGCCUUAUUUAGUAUUCUUCCGCCCACCGUUGAGGUACUCACAUGUAUCAUUCCAGUCAACCUACGGCCAUGGCUCCGACUAUCCGGUGAAAGUGCCAAUGCUGCGAUUGGCACAUACUUUGAUGCCACCAGAGUGCGCUUCACGCGGGCUAAUCAAGAUUCUCAAGCCCCCACCUCGACACACAAUAUCUGGAUCGGAGCUCAGCAAGCAUCAAAGGGAAUUAGAUGCUACCUGGAAGACGUCUCACCAUCUGGAGAACCUUACACAUCCGUUUCUGUGCUUCAAACUAUACCAGAUGUCUCUAGUAUCUUCAGUUCAAUGGUUGGAAAGACUCGCGACGCUGCGUUUGAAGUUACCAACGUCGGAGUCUUUUCUGCAGUAGGAAAAGUGCUACUCAGCCGAAGCUCUUUGGCCACUGGAGCUGCAAUGACUGCCAGUGUCGCCACCGGAGGGGAUGGCUCAAUGACAGUAGGUUUUAGUUGGCAGGACGGUGUACUUGAUGAUGACUUUGUAGAGAGGUUCAAACAGGAGAUCAGGAAGAAUUUCGAAGAGCUGGAAUAA